Molecule: messenger RNA, 1884 nt
Organism: Mycosarcoma maydis (corn smut)
Lineage: Eukaryota; Fungi; Basidiomycota; Ustilaginomycetes; Ustilaginales
Exons: 1
Coding region: 1-1884 (627 amino acids)
Source: RefSeq, a predicted model, not a curated record
AUGGAAUCCUUCAACGCGAGUGACAGACAUUCUCGAAACAUAUAUUUGGGCACGGGCGAUUCACCAACAGGCCCGGACGCUGUUGGCAUGGCGACGGUCAGUGCGGUGGUAUCGCAAUGUGCUCAAUCGAACACAACUCCAAAAAGUCCGCCCAGUGGUGAAACUAUUCACUACGCCCACGAAUCCGAUACACGGACUGAAAUCGGCACAUGUUCCGCUACGCCCAACGCUAGGGCUAGUCGUCUGUUCCGUGAAAGACGAAAGGAGAGGGAAAAGGUUCUCCGAGAAACAAUUGCAGAGCUAGCUGAUCGCAACGCCGCUCUAGAAGCCUUGCUCUUGCACCACGGAAUCGCUCCGCCCGUUUCCGCCACUUUGCAGAAUGACCUAAGCCUCAACAGAUCCAAACAUCUUGGCGGUCCACCCAUCCAUAUUCCCGGGUUGACGUCGGUUAGGCCUCCUUUGAACCCAAGAGUCACCGAACAAAGCAAUCUUCAUGGAAGCUCUCCAAUUGAGGCAAGUCGAUUCCAGGGCUUUUGCCGGCCCUUAUUGCCGCCCGUCCCCAGCAGCGAUCUCUUCGCCUGCGGGAGAUUGCAUGACCCCUGCGUCCAUCAGCAUAGCGAACUGACCCGCUUUCCAGACAGAUCGUUGGAAGCUCAGUCUGCUUCGUUGCACACUUUGACAAACGCAAGCCCGCCUGUACAGGCCUUUGGCGACAUGCUUCGCGUACGCACUGGAGCUAUCAGUCCCUCCCACCAUGGGCCAGUUAGCGGGCAACGACACCCUGACUGUGUCCAGAAACUUCCCCCGCCGAACCUCAACCCGAGCAGCAUGAAUGCACCACAAUCGUCUUUAUCAGUGGGCUCGAAUUUGCAGGGGACCGGACAGUCUUUCCCGCAGUUCGUGGCUACGGCAGUUCCAGGUUUGACUUCGCCGUCGGUUGCUACUCAUGCAGAAGCAUAUCGCCAUGCAGAGAGUAUGGCUCCGCAUCUGCAGAACGCAAUGCUCACACAUCCCGUGACACCACCUGAUUCUGGUCUGUUGGCAAGAAUGCCGGUCCUCAGUUCUGCUGAAGAGCGCGUGAUUGCUUCCAGAAGUGGAUCUGCUCUGCAUCAUUUGUGGCAGCCUUCAAUGUUUCGUCAGGAUCGUGCAGAGCAUGAGACCUUUGCUUUGGAUGGUCAGCCACUUCAGCCACAGCUCCAGAACGUGGAGAUGCAGCUCCCUCGAAUGGACACGCAUAUUUAUCUUCAGAAUUCACGACUGACUACUCCCGGCUUGAGCAUGCCCCUUAAGGCCUGUCCAAAAAUGGGAGUUAGCGGACCAAAUGUUACGAGAGACAUGCUUGUGCCGCUGAUUCAGCCACACGUUUUCGAUCCAGUCAUGUUGGCUCCAUCACGACCAAGACUUGCUGGUCAACGGACAGGCUUUCAGUCUGAUUCCGGUCUUGAAAGCUGCGAGGUUGCGUACGGCGCCUCACGGACCGAAGCUCAGCAACAGUCUAGGUCAGGGUCAGCAUCAGCAUCGAGAGCUUCAGCACGAGCCUGGACCCAUCCCACCGCUAGUCCAUCAUCAAGUCGGCAAUCAGUCUGCCUGCCAUCCCAAGCGACCGAGUCAACGUCAGAUAGAUCCACUGCCUUCUCCGAACCCACCUACAACCAAUACGCUGGGAGGUCAUACGUCGCGCAUAGCGUACUCGAAGGUAUAUUUGACGAACAUUAUCAAGACACACACGAUAGCGGCUCUGAGAUCGGGACAUCCUCUAUCAGACGACGAAAUACGAGCGAAAGCAUCCGUAGCGGAACGGCAGCGUCUCGCUCCUCGAAUCAAUUCAGUGGUACCAUUUCCGAUUCGACGUUUGGUAGAUCAUCGAUGCGAAGCAGCAUCUGA